Funneliformis geosporum is the source of this 813-nucleotide messenger RNA. The record is from the annotation of a GenBank genome assembly. Lineage: Eukaryota; Fungi; Glomeromycota; Glomeromycetes; Glomerales; Glomeraceae.
AUGGGAAAAAGAAAAGUAAAUGAUGAUAAAAUUGAUUCUAUGGAUAUUUCAGGAGAAGAGUCGGAUGAGGAAGGAGUAUCUGAUGGAGGAGAGAACGAACAUUUGGAAAACGAAAUAGUCGAUGUAGAUUUUGAUUUUUUUGAUCCAAAAGAAAUAGAUUAUCAAACGAUAAAACAAUUAAUGAUACAAUUAUUUUCAACGGAUGCAGAAUUAUUUAAUCUAAGCGAAUUGUCGGAAUUGAUUAUAAGUCAACCAUUAUUAGGUACAACCGUAAAAAUUGAUGGAGCCGAUUCUGAUCCUUAUGCUUUACUUACCGUGUUGAAUAUGAAUGAACAUAAGGUAAACACGUAUAACUUCGAAAAAACAAAGAAAAAUACAAAUUUAAACGAAAAAUUAGUUGGAUUAUUAAAAGAUACUUCACAAUUUCAUAUCGGAUUAAUAUUAAGCGAAAGAUUAAUAAAUAUGCCGGUACAACUCGUCCCACAAAUGUAUAUAAUGUUACAAGAAGAAAUACAAUGGGCUAUAGAAGAUAAAGAACCUUAUGAAUUUGAAUGGUAUCUGAUCAUAACUAAAACUUAUAGAGAGGUUGAUUCCACUUUGGAUGAAGAAGAUGAGAUGCCAAAAAAGAAAAUGAAAAAAGUCAAAAGUAUUGCAAAUUUUCAAUGCAAUUUUAAAUUAACAAAACAAACUGUUACGUCAGAUUCGAAAAGGGCCUUUUCGGAUUUUGGCAUUACACCUGCGAUGAAAAUAUUUUUAUUACAUCAAAGUAAAAUGGAUCAACUAAUUAAUGAUUUAGAAGCAGCUUGCAAAUAG